Messenger RNA from Rattus rattus (black rat), 1762 nucleotides. RefSeq lists its product as uncharacterized. NCBI's taxonomy places the organism in Eukaryota, Metazoa, Chordata, Mammalia, Rodentia, Muridae. The record is from RefSeq and is a predicted model, not a curated record. Bases 373 to 753 code for a protein of 126 amino acids. The transcript has 4 exons.
GAGGAACAGGAGGAAGAGGAUGAAAAGGAACAAGAGGGAAAGGAAAUAAAUCUAAUGUUGCUUCACACUGACCCAUUCUGAUUCUUAAGUAUAGGCAAAAUCUGCCUUUAUCAGCGUGGACAAUCCCCUCAAACUGUAGGUGGACUUGUCAGGCUGUAUAGCUGUAGUUGACACAUGUACACUAGAGAAAAUUGGAAAAUAUAAUUUACACAUGAGAUUUGGUUGGUUUUUUUGUUGGUUGGUUUUUUGAAAGAAUAUUUACUUUACACAUUACUGAUAGGUACCUUAAACUUUGUUUUUUGUUGAACUCAACAGGAGUUAAUUCUCUCUGUCACUGUUUGUGUUGUUGCAGAAGAUCUGGAUGACUUAAGGAUGGAGGGUGUAACCAGCCUGGUGCUUUCGGGGAGCAAAUUUAACCAAGGUCGUCCUGCUCACCCUGCCGAGCCACAGGCCAAAGUCACACUGAACAUCUGUUCAAGGUGUGCCAGGCUUCAAGGGGACAACAUGAUGGAAAGGACAGAAGACACAUUACAAGUAUUUCCUUCUCCAGAUGAGAUAAUCCCAGACUCAUUGGAUUCUUUACCUGGGACUGAAGAAACGCUGAUGGAAGAAGGUGAAGAUUUUGAGAAAACAUCUAAUUUAACAGAACCAGGAGAAGCCUCCAGUGGAGGACACUCUCUGAAAUCCUACAUGGAAGAAGUGAGUCUUUCGAGGAUCUCCCAUAGCAUGUCAUCAGUCUAUCACGUGAGAUGAGACACACACUUGGCUUUCUCCUUCUAUCUCUUGGGUUCCUAAUUCGUAUCUGUUCACUGGCCAUGUUUAGAAAAGAAUAAGAAAUGAUGUUAUCAAAAUUGCUUUUGUUCCUCAUUGGUAGAGGGAUAGUAUCAAUCCAGUCAUCCUGAAAAUAGAGGAGAGAGUGCAUGAACUGUCAUAUGUUUUCAUUCACAAAACAUUUGUUGAUAUAUGUCUAAUGAGAAACACAUGUUUUGUACUGGGCAUGAGCAAAAAUAAAAGGAGCAAAAUCAGAAAGACACAGCCUUUAUGAGAAGAGCAGUCAUGAUAGGGCAGCACCCAUUCAUAUGCAAAUGCUCGCCUUGCUGCUGUUUGCUGCACCUAUUAAAAUGUAAGACACAUUCUUGGAACAUGCCUUAGAUUCUUGCCUUUAUUUGUUAAGAAACUGAAGAGUGUUCUGUGUUAUAGAGCUUUCCACUGACUGACAGGCAUUUGGAAGCUCUCAGAACUUUUGCAGAGUCCCUAAGACCUGAAACAAAGUCAUGAUGCUCAUGAAGAAUGCAGCUUGAAUCUGCUGGGCAUAAAGGGAUAGGAUUCAAUCUUUGGGUGGAAUGCUAGUUCUCAACAGGAACUGAUCUGCUUCUGCACUUCUUCUUGAAGAGUCCAUUGAAAUGACAUCUGAGCAUACUGGCUUUUGAGUUGAAAGAGAUCAUCAAAGAAAGAGGAUGAAUUAAGGCUGUGCUGUCAGCCAGGUGGUAUAGCCUGUAUGGACAAAAUCUUAAAGGGCUGCAUGAAAGCAUGUUUAUUGACUGUUAAACAAAAGUUCCUCCUACCAAAGCCCCUAAUCUAAUGUAUAUGCUUCCUGAAGAAAAACAUCAUGCCCCUGCAACUUUAGUCCUUACUGUGUAUUGUUUGCAGUAUUUAAUAAUGCAAGACAUUUCAAGGUGUGCCAGGACUGUCUUACGACCAAAGUCACAUAAAGGUUGGAAAGCUCCUUCAGGAAAAACAAACAAACAAACAAACAACAACA